GGCCUCCUAUUAUGGUAACAAUCAAUUACGUUCAUCGAAGACUCGAGCUCGUUACGUAAUGACGGCUAGAAUAUCCACCAGCUAUCUGCGGAUGUGGAAGUGAAACCUCCUUAUGGCUAACGACUGAUGCAUGAUGUGAGAAAGUACGCAUAGACCCCCUAUAUAAAAGCAGGUAGCACGAUAUUUCGAUCAUACAGCCUUCCUCACCUUCCAUCAACCAACAUGAGGGCCUUGAUUGUCCUGAGCGCCGUCUGUUUGUGCGUAGCUCUAGCUGCGGAACCUGAAAAAAAAGAGGUUACGCAGGAGACAAAAAAACAAGACAAACGCGGUCUCAUCGACCUUGGCGAUCAUGGAUUCGGAGGACACGAUUUCGGGGGAAGUGAUUUCGGCGGACACGACUUUGGUGGUAGCUACGGUGGUAGCUACGGUGGUCAUGAACAUCACGAACAUGUCAAAACAGUUGUGGUAGAGAAGAAAGUUCCAGUACCAUACACUGUCACCAAGCACAUUCCAUACACUGUCGAGAAGAAGGUUCCUUAUGAGGUCAAAGUGCCAGUACCACAACCCUACACCGUGUAUAAGAAAGUUCCAGUACCGGUGAAGGAAUACAUCAAAGUACCAGUAGUUGUUCCUCAACCUUAUGAAGUCAUCAAGAAGGUACCAUAUGAAGUGAAAGUACCUGUACCACGUCCGUACGAAGUCAAAGUUCAUGUCCCACAACCUUACACUGUCGAGAAAAAGAUCCCUGUACCUGUAAAAGUUCCAGUUCCACAACCCUACACUGUUGAGAAGAAGAUUCCUUACCCUGUCAAAGUAGAAGUACCAGUACCACAACCUUACACCGUUGAGAAGAAAGUUCCAUACGAAGUCAAAGUACCAGUAGACAGGCCUUACCCUGUCCACGUACCAAAACCAUACCCAGUUGUUGUGGAGAAACACGUUCCAUACCCAGUCGAAAAACCAGUACCAUAUGAAGUUAAAGUACCAGUGGACAAACCUUACCCCGUUGAAGUACCAAAACCAGUACCUUACCACGUUAAAGUACCUGUUCCUCAACCCUACACCGUUGAGAAGAAAAUCCCGGUAGAAAUCGAGAAACCUGUACCAUACCCAGUUAAAGUGCAUGUCGACAAACCAUACCCUGUGAUAAAAGAGAUCCCAUAUCCAGUAGAGAAAGAGGUACCAUACCCAGUGAAGGUUCCUGUUCAUGUUCCAGUCAAAUCCCAUGAACAUGGUUGGAACUGAAAGCUUUAUCUGUGUUACUCCAGUGAUCUCUUUCAAAAUAGGAUGCGUGAUGUUAACAACUCCACGGCAAAGAUGUGAUGCAAAAAGCAUUUAUUUCUGAAGAAAUAGCGAGUGCAUCCGAAGAAAAUAGAUUGCUUCUUUAUAUUGCGUAUCCAAUUUUGUUGAGUUCACUGAAUUAGUCUUCAAUUGAUUGUUAUGUAAUUUCUAUUCUCGAUGCAUGUCGAUCUACAUCUUGACGUUCAACUUCGUUUCGACAUUUGUUCACUCUGAAUUACUUCCUUGAGUCCUGAAAUCGUGAAGCGUGCAGUAUUAUUACCUAGAAACUAUGUUGAU
Molecule: messenger RNA, 1578 nt
Organism: Coccinella septempunctata (seven-spotted ladybird)
Lineage: Eukaryota; Metazoa; Arthropoda; Insecta; Coleoptera; Coccinellidae
Product: MAGE-like protein 2
Exons: 2
Coding region: 223-1245 (340 amino acids)
Source: RefSeq, a predicted model, not a curated record